Molecule: messenger RNA, 840 nt
Organism: Entamoeba invadens IP1
Lineage: Eukaryota; Evosea; Mastigamoebida; Endamoebidae
Exons: 2
Coding region: 1-840 (279 amino acids)
Source: RefSeq, a predicted model, not a curated record
AUGAGUAAAGUAAAGUCUGCCGGUUUACCAAUAACCGCAUUAGCGUUAAUGGGUUUUUCCGUGUUAAUGUCGUACAUUUCCGCAAUUAUGGGAUUGUUAUAUGCAAUACCUUUUGGGAAGUUUACAGAUGGUGGUGUUGGAUAUAAAGUUUUUAUAUAUAUUCUUGCUCUUAUAAUACCUCCAUUCCUUGCAAUCUUUGCGAAGUACUUUAAACCCACUAAGGUUAAGUACCAAAAUCUACUUAUUAUUACGGGCACGUGUUUCACAUUUGUGUCGUUUUUCAUGUUUGUGUGUGCUGUUGCGUGUACGGUGAAAUACCCCGGCACAUGGGCAUCUGCGAAUAUGACAAAGCGAGUUGAAUAUGAAACAAAACACGAGUGUUGUAUAAACACAGAACAACAAGGGGUACUUUCUGACGAACCAACAACCAAAUUUAUUUAUUUUACUGAUUGUCCUUAUGUAAAAUACAAUGUCACAGACACAGAAGAUUGUUUGGUUAAACCUGAGUAUACACUAUGUCCUGGCUAUUUACUUGGACUUACCGAUGAUGAUUCGUGUUGGAAGACUAUAUACCCUGAUAACGUACUCACAAUAAUUAUGGAUGUGGUUUAUGCUUUUGCUUCAAUAGGGUUCUUGGUCUGUACGGUGUAUGCUAUUGUGUUAAGGUUUAAGAAAACUUGUAGCAACUGCGUCGGUUGUUGUGUGAUACCUUAUCAUCUGAAAACCAUUGAAAUUGACACGCAAGUACCUAGAGAACCCGAAAUUAAUAUGAAAGAGGAAAUGGAAAGGCAAAAGAAAGAGGAAGAGAUCAAAGUAGAACCAGCACCAUCGAAUCCUUAA